Messenger RNA from Cooperia oncophora, 900 nucleotides. The record is from the annotation of a GenBank genome assembly. NCBI's taxonomy places the organism in Eukaryota, Metazoa, Nematoda, Chromadorea, Rhabditida, Trichostrongylidae.
AUGUCGCUCCGUGACUAUGACAGUAUAACAUUUACGAUUGCACGCGGGAUGUCGUCUGAACCGCGCAAAGGGUCGCUGUCGAUGCUAGAUCAGAGGAAGUCCCCGUGGCGAUCUAUAUGGAUUUCGAUAGGAAUGCAAUUCAUAGUAGGCGUUCAAACGUCGAUCUAUUAUAUGUCGAUGUGGCCGUACCUCAGCAAUGUAGAUAGAACAGCAACGGUAGAUUUUCUCGGUUGGGUAAUUGCUGCAUGCAGUUUUGGAUGCUCUGUGGCGAAUCCGCUCUUCGGACUUUGGAACCAGAAAACAAUGUCAAUCAAGGCUCCAGUGGUUGUCGGAAUGACAAUGAUGCUUAUUGUUCUGUUGAAGGGCAAGCCAUAUUUGGCUUACUUCCACUGUUCCACUCAGGGCCAGAAGUGGGUCAUGCUGUUCGCAAGGCUACUUACAGGAUUCGGCGCAGGGACAUUGUCAGUACUGAGAGCCUACGCGGCUACCGCUUCCACGCCGCGUGAUCGUCUCAGUUCUGUUUCUUUCGGCACUGCUGGCUACGUGCUGGGACUUUCCUUCGGACCAGCAAUACAGGUACGAAAUCUGCAUAUGCAGUCUUCACUCCUGUGGGGGAGCAUGGGUUCAGACUUGGGACGGAUUAUAUUCAACAUGUACACAUUACCUGCAUUUUUCAUGGUGCUGCUUUCAAUUGUCUGUUGCCUCAUAAUAAAUCUGUUUUUCAAGGAAGAGUAUGCUGGUAUUAUAGAGAAGAACAAAGAUGAAAACGAUGCUUUCAUGGUGAUCCCAAAAUUUGACGUGAUACCAGCUGUAAUUUGCAUUUAUCUUGUGGAUGGUCUCAUGUAUGGUCGCGACAAACAUCGAAGUGUUAGUUUUUUCAUUACAUUCAUUGCACAUUAA